This is a messenger RNA of Cavenderia fasciculata, 453 nucleotides long. RefSeq lists its product as uncharacterized. The transcript is spliced from 2 exons. The record is from RefSeq and is a predicted model, not a curated record. Lineage: Eukaryota; Evosea; Eumycetozoa; Acytosteliales; Cavenderiaceae. Bases 1 to 453 code for a protein of 150 amino acids.
AUGGAAGAAACAAGAGGUUGUGCAACACCAAUGAUCGUUGCACACAAGAGAAACAGGCAUACCCUACUCAAACGAUUAAUCGAAUCAAUUGCAACCAACACCUAUACAAAUUUGGAUGGUGUCAAGAAUUUUAUAGUCUUCUUCUUCUUCUUCUUCUUCUUCUUCAUCCUAUUCCUCAUCUUCGUCCUAUUCUUCAUCCUCUUCAAAAUGAUAAUUGAUUAUAUUAAAUACUUGAACAAUGCAUUGCACUGCUAUCAAAUACAUACUGUACGUGCCAUCUACCAUCAAAUACCAUGUACCAAGGUUGGUUCAAGCAAUCCAUCAAGUUGUGUAGAUAUUCAAGUGUUGACCGUCAUACCAAAUCAAUUACCCAAAUCACCAAUGUUAUAUGUCAAACUUCAAGAGAAGGUUUAUUUUGUCGAGUCAGACCCGAACCAAGUACUUGGAUUAUAA